AUGCUUGAGGCAACUGCUGUUGAUAUCUUUCUGGAUGAAUUGGUCGUGCGAUCUCUUGACCGGAACCAUUCGCGGGGCUUUCUAGAUGGCAUGCACGGUACCUUUGCUGCGUCCGACCCCAAGUCUACUCUUAUGUCUGCUGCCAAGGUUGUCGUUCUCGCAUCACUUGCCAAUCGCUACCGAAAGGAAUCGCUUUUCAGUAUGGUCCGUAAGCAAUAUGGUCAGCUUCUUAGGGAAUACGUGACAUCUCUAUCGUUACCAUCUGAAAGCCUGUCACCGGAGCAGUUCUUUACUGCUGUUCUGUUGGGAAUUUAUGAGGUCAGCUUGCGAUAA
Messenger RNA from Fusarium graminearum PH-1, 333 nucleotides. RefSeq lists its product as uncharacterized. Lineage: Eukaryota; Fungi; Ascomycota; Sordariomycetes; Hypocreales; Nectriaceae. The transcript has a single exon. The coding region runs from base 1 to 333 and encodes 110 amino acids. The record is from RefSeq and is a predicted model, not a curated record.